This is a messenger RNA of Micromonas pusilla CCMP1545, 1598 nucleotides long. RefSeq lists its product as uncharacterized. The transcript has a single exon. Gene Ontology annotation, molecular function: protein binding. Gene Ontology annotation, cellular component: cilium. NCBI's taxonomy places the organism in Eukaryota, Viridiplantae, Chlorophyta, Mamiellophyceae, Mamiellales, Mamiellaceae. The coding region runs from base 219 to 1598 and encodes 459 amino acids. The record is from RefSeq and is a predicted model, not a curated record. Gene Ontology annotation, biological process: cilium movement.
CGCACGUCGUCGGGUAGGCACGCUCGUCGUCGUUCGACGCGUCGCGCGUCCUAGUCGACGUCUCGGAGCGAGCGCGCGUCGCGCGCGCGCGUCGUCGCGAACCCGACGCGGCGGCGACCCCGCCGGCUUGCCUCCUACCAGUCGGGGAGCGCCCCGCCCCGUCGGAUUCUAAAAGGAGAUCGAAGCAUCUAAGCUUCGCGACGACGCCGGCGGUCGCCAUGGACACGGAGACGAUCCUCAUGAACCACCGCCCGCCCGAGGAGCCGGACAAGCAGACGAUGUCGAUCGAGGCGCUCAUGGAGGGCUGCCCCGCGGCGUUCAUCGACUUUUACUACCUCACCACCGCGGGCGACGGCGUCGCGGACGAUCAGCCCAGCGCGGCGCAGGUCGCCGCGCGGCUCGCCGCGGGGCAGGCGGCCGACGCGCUCGACGCGAAGAAGAUCGAGGAGUUCAUCGACGACGAGGUCGAUCCGGAGCACAUGCCGUUCGUCCGCGACGCGCUCGUGCACGCGGAGAGCAGCGCGAGGGAGGGCGACGACGCGGGCACGCAGGAUGCCUUUCGAUCCAUCGCGGAGUUUUUCUUGAAAGUCGGCGACCCGCGCAAGGGCAUCUUCUUCUACGAGAAGCGCCUCAAAGCCGCGAGGAAGGCGAAAGACCCCGCCGCGGAGAUGGUCGCGGACGGCGACCUCGGUAGGGUGUACGAGUCCAUGGGCGACAUCCCGCACGCGAUCGCGGCGUACGAGCGACUCGUCGCCGUCGCCGCCGCCGACGGCUCCCGCGACGACGUCUCUUCCUCGCGAAGGCAUCUCAUUCGCGCCUACAACGCCGCCGCGGACGCGAAGACGCGCGAGGGCGACGGCGACGGCGCGGUGCGCUUCCUCACGAGCGCGCUGGACGUCGCGAGGAAGGAGGGCGAGAGCGACGGCGGCGUGCUCUUGGAGGCGGACGCGAACUACCGGUUGGGACUCGCGCUCGCGAGGAUCGGCGAGCACGCCGCGGCGUUGGAACGCCAGGACGACCACCUGACACUGUGUGCGCGGAAAGCCUCCCCCGUCGACGCGGUGGGCGCGGGGAAGGCGCGACGCGCGCUCGCGGCGUCGCGGCUCGCGAUGCGCGACGCCGCGAUCGCGAGCGGCGAGACGGCGGCGGCGGAAGCGCAUCAGAGGGAAGCGGCGCGAUGCCUCGAGUUUUUUCUGGACGGGGAGCCGCCGGAUAACGGCGGCGGCGGCGGCGGCGGGAUGAGCGCGAUCCUCCUCGCGAAAGCGCGCGAGGCGGAGACGGAGGAGGAGAGCGGAGGCAAGGGCGUCGUGAGGGACCCGGGCGCGGACGCGCGGGCGUGGUGCACGCUCGGGAAGAUUCGAAGCGCGGAGGGCGAACACGCCAAGGCGGCGAGUUGUUUCGAAAAGUUUUUUGAGCUCGCGCGCGGGCUGAGCGACCAGCGGUUGCUCGACGUCGCGCGGAUAAACCUCGGGAUCGCGCGCGGGAAGGUGAAGCAAGAGAAGUUCAUGAGCACGGUGCUUCACGCGGGGGAGGAUGGCACGAAGGAAGGGAGCGAGGCGUUGGGGAACUUGUUGAGCUGGAAAGUCGCGCGCGCGUGA